Messenger RNA from Phragmites australis (common reed), 1419 nucleotides. RefSeq names its product probable protein phosphatase 2C 8. Gene Ontology annotation, biological process: protein dephosphorylation. Bases 35 to 1216 code for a protein of 393 amino acids. Gene Ontology annotation, cellular component: nucleus; cytosol. Gene Ontology annotation, molecular function: protein serine/threonine phosphatase activity; cation binding. The transcript is spliced from 3 exons. Lineage: Eukaryota; Viridiplantae; Streptophyta; Magnoliopsida; Poales; Poaceae. The record is from RefSeq and is a predicted model, not a curated record.
CCCCGGACGUCUUUUGCUCUCCUUCACCUAGGAGAUGAGCGGCAGUGAGACGAGCACGCGAGAUCAUGGCGUGCCCGUACGCGAGGCGCUCGCGGCGGGGGACAAGAGGGUGACCGCCGUGGCGCGGUCAGCGCGGCGGCGAAGGCUGGAGCUGCGGCGGCUGGGACGGACGGCGUCGGUGGCGGAGGAGGACGAGGCGGCGAAGCGGAUGCGCCCGGUGUCCGAAAGCUCCUCGGACUCGUCCGACUCGGCGAAGGUGGCGCCAGAGCCGCACCCAGCGGCGGAGGCGGUGGCCCGAGCGUCGGAGAGGUGGCCCGCGUGCGUGUCGCACGGCGCGGUGUCGGUGAUCGGGCGGCGGCGGGAGAUGGAGGACGCGGUCGCUGUCGCGGCGCCGUUCCUGGCCGCGGCGGGAGAGGAGAAGGGCGGCGCGGUCGAGGGAGGGAAGGGGGAGUUCUUCGCGGUGUACGACGGGCACGGCGGGUCCCGGAUUGCGGAGGCGUGCCGGGAGCGGAUGCACGUUGUGCUCGCGGAGGAGGUGGUGCGGCUGCACCUCGGGGCGGACGAAGACGAGGACGGCGCGCGGUGGAAGGAGGCCAUGACCGCCUGCUUCGCCCGGGUGGACGGCGAGGUCGGCGGCGCCGACGACGAGGAGGACUCCGGCGAGCAGACGGUUGGCUCCACCGCCGUCAUCGCCGUCGUGAGCCCCCGCCGCAUCGUGGUCGCGAACUGCGGCGACUCCCGCGCCGUCCUCUCCCGCGGCGGCGUCGCCGUUCCACUCUCCUCCGACCACAAGCCCGAUCGCCCUGAUGAGUUGGAAAGAGUAGAAGCAGCUGGUGGCAGGGUCAUCAACUGGAAUGGGAACCGUGUCCUGGGGGUGCUAGCGACAUCAAGGUCAAUUGGAGACUAUUACUUGAAACCAUAUGUGACAGCGGAACCAGAGGUGACUGUCAUGGACCGGACGGACAAAGACGAGUUCCUCAUAUUGGCGAGCGACGGGCUGUGGGAUGUCGUGUCCAAUGAGGUGGCUUGCAAGAUUGCGAGAAACUGCUUGAGCGGGCGCGCGGCUUCCAAGUACCCAGAGUCCGUCUCCGGGAGCACCGCGACCGAUGCCGCCGCCCUGCUGGUGGAGCUCGCGAUGUCGCACGGCAGCAAGGACAACAUCAGCGUCGUGGUGGUGGAGUUGAGACGCCUGAAGAGCAGGACGGCGAGCAGAUAGCGUCCGUCUGUAGGAGUGUAUGACGGGAUGUUGUAAAAAGGGGCUCUCAGCGGUCUGUCCGUAGAGCUGCUCCUGUGUUGCGACUGGUGAGUGUUGGUAGCUGUGCUGCUGUAUUUGUUGGUUCUUUAGCUCUAUUCUGUGACAUGACAUUCCGGCCGAACGAAGCAGCAAUAAGCAUGAGCUGCUUUUCUCAUUUCUGAUUA